Messenger RNA from Dermatophagoides pteronyssinus (European house dust mite), 926 nucleotides. RefSeq lists its product as uncharacterized. Lineage: Eukaryota; Metazoa; Arthropoda; Arachnida; Sarcoptiformes; Pyroglyphidae. The record is from RefSeq and is a predicted model, not a curated record.
CUGGAUUCUGGAUUCUGGUUUUGGUUUUGAAAAGGAAUUGAACAAAAAUGAAACAUUUACCCAUCAUACUGCUUUCUUUAUCGACAAAUUAUUUAUCAAUAAUAAUCAAUAUCGAUUGUUUGGCUGUUAAUUCCCGAUCAUCGCCAUCACGAUCAUCAUCAACAUCAUUAACUACAAAAUGUCCGCAAUCAAUACUUGAUUCAUAUGAUCAAGAUAUGGCACGUUUAAUGACUAUUGGACAACGUAUUUGGCCGGAAAGUUUUCAGGAAAGUAAAACAUUUUGUGUGGAAAGUCGCCAUUUAUUUGAUAAAAUAACCAACUAUAAAAAUCGUUGUUCAACCGGAACAGCCAAACAAUUUACAUCGGUUAUUAUCUAUUCAAUACAACGUGCACAUAAAACAUAUUGUCCAAAUAAAGCAACCAAAAAAGCAAUGAAUUUUUUUCGCUUACAAUCAUGUACAAAUCGCGUAACGAAUCAAACCGCUAGAUGUUUAAAUCAUUAUAAUGAACAAUUACAGGCAAUCAAACGGGCGCCAAUACCGAAACAAAUUCCACAUGUUUGUUGUCAAUAUUUUGAAAUGUUAAAAUGUUUUGAAAAAGAAUAUGAAAAAUUACCAAAUUGCAGUGAUUCGGCUGAAAUAUUUUUAAAUUUUGUUCGACAAAUUUUCGAUGAUAUUGUUAAUCUAUCAUGUCAAGAUUAUACUGAAUCAAGUGAUCGUUGUGAUCAUCUAGGACAACCACCAUCCAUACCGAUGAUUAAAGAUAAAAAUUGGAAACAUUUUAAAUCAUUUAUAUUGCCAUUAGUGGAUAUUUGGAACAAUAUUGAUGGUUAAAUUUCAAACGACAACAGAAUUUAUUUUUUAGCAAAGAAACCAAAUGGUUAAAUUUCAAUAUGUCAAAAAUAUGUCAAAUGUCAACCCUUCCAU